This is a messenger RNA of Lingula anatina, 4602 nucleotides long. Its product is annotated as mitochondria-eating protein. NCBI's taxonomy places the organism in Eukaryota, Metazoa, Brachiopoda, Lingulata, Lingulida, Lingulidae. Gene Ontology annotation, cellular component: mitochondrial outer membrane. The record is from RefSeq and is a predicted model, not a curated record. Gene Ontology annotation, biological process: mitochondrial protein catabolic process; mitophagy by internal vacuole formation.
AGCGUCGAAAAUGGCGGAAUCACUAAGAAGACUUGUGAACAUUGCUUCCUUUAGCAUUUUGCAGGAGAAAUUGGAGAGAUGGCUAGAUGAUUAUCAUGUGAACUCCUGUGACCAAAAUGUUGCCCGGUGCUGCGAGAUCAUAGAACUCAAUGCCAAGGUCCAGGGGCAGAUUUUCAAACUGCUCAGUCUCUGUGCAUCUGAAGGUGGAAUGUAUGGCGGUGCCGGUGCCAUCAAAUCCCGUCUUCUUCCAUGGCUUGGACAGAGCUUUUUUGCCUCUGGGGGCAGCGUGACAGCAGAUACUAGUCUCAGUGUUCUGGCCGAGGCUGCGUCCAAGGAUCGUGAAAUUAACGAGCUCCAAGACCAGUAUGAACGAUCCAUUGUUGACCUGGAGGAUAAUCUGAGGGUGACCAACAUUGAGAAUGAUAACCUUAGAACUGAUCUUGCUGAGGCCCAGGAUGAACUUGACCGCACCAAGCGUGAAUCCACCAGUGAGAAGAUGUUCAAUGAGUCAGAGAUCAGAGACCUGAGGAACAAGCUAGCCCUGGCUGAGGACGAAAACCGCAACCUUCGUGAGAAAAGUGGCCUCCUAGAUGAUUACGAACGCCAACUUCGAAUCCUGCGUGAAGAGAUCGCCAUUCUUACUGGCGAAAGGAACUCUGUUCUCAAACACAGAAGCCAUGUUCCACUCUAUCAACACACACACUCUUCUACCCAAAGCAUUGUCAAUGGCGACAUGUCUGAUACUUACCGCUCACUGCCACGCGUAAGCUCACCUCUGUCUCCUGAUGAUGUCACACAGCGUGUGCGACAGCAGAACCUGAUUACGCGUUUCAACGACAUGUUUGCACAGGAUCGCCUGGACGCAAUGGAUAUCUUACGACGUUACUCAGAUGACCACGAGAACAACCAGCGAAUUGUGUUUGCUGCUUUGGUGGAAGCCUUCGCUAGUGCCAAACUGGCUUUCCGCCAGUUCAAGCUGAAGGUCCGUUCUAACCUGGCUGCCACCCAUGUUGGUCCUGAUACUCUAGAAGAGGCUGUACAAGAUUACAUCAACAGAAACACUGAUCUCUAUGACCUCCCAAGCCUACAGGCUGAUGUUGUGAGGGCUUUGAACCGUAACAUCAAAAUCUUCCUGCCAGCCGAUAUUUCCUACAAUAUUAUCGGCACGUUCAUCCGUGAAGCGUGCAAGCUGGCCUGGCAGAUGAGCGCUCUGGCACACCCACUGGACAUUGCUGUCUCCUCUGACGCUGAACUUUUUGAUGACUACAAGUAUCGUCGCAGUUACGACUCCGAGUACACAGCUCCGCUGGUAAACCACCACAUCUGGGCAUGUCUGCAACAGGGCACCAAGGUCAUCGUGAAGGGAGAGGCUUGCACCAGAAGAGGAGCAUCACUGGGUUCACCAAGGCGCAGCAGAAGCCCCACACGUUCCAUGAGCCCUACUCGCUCCUACAGCCCCUCAAGAGCUCGCAGCCGCUCCCCCAGUCCUAGAAGAAUUGGAAGUCCCAUGGAUCUCAACUCCUCACUAAGUGCCUCUUUCAGUGGACGGUCCAGCCCUUCAGCGCGCCCAGGGUCCAGCCAUGGCUCAACAAGACACUAUACCUCAUCUAUAGCUCCAUCUCAUGUGUCAGAUGCUUAUUAAGUCUAAAGUUCUAAAAGAAAAGAGAUAUAAUAAUCUUUUUAAAAGAUGGGGAAUAGAUGAAUACGUUUUCUCUUGGAGCUGAUUUUUAUUACAUUUCAUAGAGAUGAUUGUUUUGGACUAGAGAAUUUAUGUUGAAAUAUUCAGUAUGAUGACUGCCGGAGCAAUAUCUGUGUUUUCAAUUAUGCGAAUAUUGUCAAACUUCUUAUGGAAACAUAACACUGGUUUUGUGACAUUUUGGUUUAAUCUGAAAUAUGUAUGUCAGUGAAAUUCUCAUGUGGUGUCAAAUAGGGAGUCAUUCGAGCCGACAUUACAUAUGACAUCACUUGUAGGGACUAGUAAUGUAGAGCAAUAUAGAAAAAAAAUCAAAAACUUUUUUCUAAUUUUUUUCUUUUUUAAUUCUGUAUCAAAUCUUAACAUGGAUAAGACAACACAAUCAAGUUGAUGAAAUUUUGAUGUGUCUUGCAGCUUUGCGUGACUAAGUAUAAUUUUUCACUUACACUAUCAUAGAUUCUAUAAAAAAUUAAUAUCCAAAAUUACAGUGAAUGAAAAAUGAACCAGCUUUAAGCUGUCACAAAAAUAACAGUGCUUAGCAAUUUCUAGGAGUGGAAAAGUAGUUGUUUGUCUAUCUGUGUAUACUAACCAUGUCUUUCACAUGUGUUUCUAGUUUUAGGUAGAAGAUAUUAUGCUUGCUAGCCUAUUGAUGUCAAAAGUAUGUCACCUUGGUCACCUGUCACCUGUCACCAGCACCUUCACUGUUUGUUUAUCAAUAAAUUACUUAUGUUAUGUGAAUCCUUUAAUCCUUUUGUGUUUCAGAGCACCAGUGGUUAGAUUUGCCUUUGUUGUGUGGCUGUUUGCACUAGUCAUAACUGUUUUUUUUAUGCAUAUAUAUAUAUUUAUUUUAACACAAUAGACAGUUUUUGUGUAAUGUUAUGAAUAUUAGGCACUGAAGACAAGUUGCUGUGUGAAAUUUAAGCUUCUAAAUGUUUUAUAAUACCUCAAGUGACUUAAAAUUGCAAUUAAUGGAGCUUUGCUAUUGUUUUUGAACCUGUGGAUGUGAUAAGGUCAGAAUCUAGAAUUGUGUGACUUUUCUUACAUUGAUAAUACCCCUAGAAAUAAUCCAGUGCCGUUGGGGGUUUAUAUCUCCAUCUUUUUUUAUGUGCUGCAGGUUUCCGUCCCAGUAGUCGUAGCUCUCUCCGCUCCAGUUCCCCACGCCCAUACACAGCUUCUACUAGCCUCUCCAACUACUAAUUGUGUGCUGUGUGCAUAGCCUAAAAAUUACCAGAUGAUGAAUAAGGAAAAUUUGGAAGACGUCUUUUGAAGAAUUUUGAAGUUUUUGGUGUAAGGUUGUGGUUUUUUGGAACACUAUUUUGAUGAAAUAGAAAGACUGCAAAUCAAUGUGGACAAUAGAGAGGAAUGAUUUUUUGCAUAAAUUGUGAAGACUUUGAAGAUUAGACUUUGGAGCAGUAUUUUCAUACAUUUUAAGGACUGAAGAUUUCUUGUCUUCUUUGAAAAUUAACAGCUUGUUAUAUACCACACAAUAUAUAUUUUUGAUUAAGAUGAGAAGGGUGAAUGUCAAUAUUAAUCCUGAUAUGGACAAUUUCUUUGUAAUGGCUCUAUUGUCACAGUGGUAAAUUUAUCAGUAUCCACCUAUGCAGAUUACAAUUUAGUAUCACAUUUAAACAAGGGUAUACUAGAACUUUCUUUUGGUAUUUGUUGUGUUUGGUUUGGUGAUUUAUUUAAUAGGAUAUUUAGUAAGACAGCGCAACAUGCACACAUGAUAUUAGGCAUGUGCUAUCUUCACUGUAAAAGAAAUUUUACAUUGCAGUGUAAUAAAUCUUGUUUACCAUGUAGCAUUGAAAUUCAUUGAUAUAAUAAUCAACAUAAAUUUAGAGACCAAUGAACACAAGGUAUUUGCCAAAGUAUAGACUAUGCAGUAUCCUUAUUGAUUGCUGUAUAAUAGCUUUCUGACUAUUGUUCCGUCCUUCUGACUCUGUCCUGUACAAAUAUAAGAACAGGAUAGGCAAGAUUUUGUAGCUUUGUGACAAUUAUUCUAUCUUCAUAUAUAUUCUUGUUCAAGAGCUUAAGCAAACACUGUAUAUUUACUUUUUUGUCAGAUAGUUAUAGAUAUCAUGUAUCAAUUCUUCAGUAUUAAAGUUUAAAUUUGUUACAUUUACUUCUUAUUAUGACUCAAGACUCUUGAAAAAAGUUGAAUGCAGUGGCAUCAAUUAAGAUAUUAUAAUUGUUUGAAUAUUUCUCUGUGUUUCUUUUUCAACAUAUUAAAAGUUGACUUAUUUACACAAAGAAAGAAAUUGAGAAACAUUUUCAAUGCAGCUUUAAGGUCAGCAGUGUCCUUAUUUUUAUUUGGAUGGGGUAAAUUGAUCAAUUUUGGUUUUAUUAUAUGAUGUAAUGUCUCAAAAAUGUAUUCUUGAAAGAUACCAGUGCAUCAGAAGUAUUAAUUAAGAUUAAUAUCAGUUUCUCAGGUGAUUUAGAGUUGUUUGUUGCUUUAAUUAUUUUAAUAUGCUUCAUAUUUUGCUUAAAUCACUGAGUGAUAAUCAGGCUCUUAUAAGCUUUAUUAAAGCUUUUGGCAACAUUUUGAUUGUUUUUAUUGAUUCUAGAAAAAAAAUAUAUAUUGCAUAAAUGUAUCACAAUUUAUCGUCUUUCUGUAAAAGAUUUCUUUAUUAGAGAUUUAAGAUUUAUAUUUUGAUAUUUACACCAGAUAUUUAGUGCAUAUUUGUAUUUAUUGAUCACUGUAUAAUACUAUUUUAUUUGAUUUUAAUCACCUAUUGUAAAUUGUAUGUAUCUAAUAGUUGAUUUGUGUGUAGUUUGCAUGAAUCUCAAUAAAAUUGCUUUCAUUUUCUUUCCUUGGUCUUAGGCUUUGUUUAGGACACAUGAAUUAUAUUAAAAAAAAUGGACUGUAAUUAUGUUACAAGAGUAAAUCAGUUUUGACACACAUAUGAAUA